Messenger RNA from Guillardia theta CCMP2712, 1410 nucleotides. RefSeq lists its product as hypothetical. Gene Ontology annotation, biological process: RNA processing; protein O-linked glycosylation via mannose. Bases 1 to 1410 code for a protein of 469 amino acids. Gene Ontology annotation, cellular component: endoplasmic reticulum membrane. Gene Ontology annotation, molecular function: protein binding; mannosyltransferase activity. The transcript is spliced from 11 exons. Lineage: Eukaryota; Cryptophyceae; Pyrenomonadales; Geminigeraceae. The record is from RefSeq and is a predicted model, not a curated record.
AUGCAUCAGGCGAUCAAUGGAAACCCCGACAACGAUCUUGCGCUGGACUGCAUGACGAACUGGCUGGAGGUCUUCAGCGGCAACGUCAGUGAGAUCAGUAAUCUAUGCGAGACUGCUCUCACGAACCGUCCUCAGAAUCCAGACGUUCUCUUCGCUCAGGCAACAUCGCUGCAGACUGUCUUUCAAGAUUAUGAUCGGGCGUGCGAGCUGCUUCAGAGCAGUUUAGCUUUAGCGCCUUCAAGUCACCAGAUGUAUCUGGCCUACUCAGUCAAUUGCAUGCGCAGAGAGCAGUACGAAGACGCGGAACGCAGCCUAAGAGCAGCAGCUCGACUAGCCCCCAGCGAUCCUUUCGUUGAGAUCUGCAGAUCCAAGGUACAGCACGAGCCGCUGGGGAAACGCCUGAAAUUUCAGCAGCUCCACUACAAGAAGUACAAGGAUGUAAAGGAAUCGCUGACCCUGGCUCUCCGCUCUCUCAGUCUGGAUCCCACCAACCUUCUGCUCGUCAACAUAGUCGCUGGCCAGUGCGUUGAGUUGGGGGAGUACCAGCAGGCAAAGAAUCUUGUCAAGUAUGUGAAUGUCAGGCUGAGAAUAGAGGCCGUCUGGCUAGAUCCGAGCGACGAACUGACGGUGGAGACGUUUGCGCAUGUCGCGCUGUCAAACUGGGAGGAGGAGAAACGAGAAGAUUGUUUCAAGUUCCUGUAUGAGGUUGUGCGAGAUGAUCCCACCAACCCCAGGAAGCUGAUCGCUUACUCCAAGUUCUUGGAGAAACAUCUUCCGGGCCUUGCAGUGGAGGACAGGGAACCUCUCAUGGAGGAGGCAGGAACUUGGCUCUACGAACUCUUGCAAGAGAGGAGGAGCGACGCUUACUUCCUGUACCACUAUGCUUCCUUUCUGGUUGGUCCUCUCUACGACCUGGAGGAAUCACCGGGAAAGCACAUGCUCGACUCUCGGCGAGCAGGAGAGAUGUAUCGUUGUGCCAUCGCACUUUGCCCGCAGCACGGCGAGUAUCACUUCGGGUAUGCCAAGUACCUUCAUGAGAUCACUAGGGACUACGAGCAGUCGCAGAAGGAAUAUUUGACUGCUCUAAAGUUCGAUCCCAACAACGGACUUUAUCACCUCCGGUACGCGAUGCUCCUUCACCAUCACAUGCGGGACCUUCGAAGGGCAGAGGAGGAGUACGUCAUUCACCUCCGCCAGUGUCCCCUCGACGUCCUCGCGCUCGUCAACUACGGGAUCCUCCUGUGCAACGGGCUAGAACGUUUCUCCUCUGCGAAAAGGAUCCUUCAGAGGGCUGUGCAGCUGAGCCCGGACAACACUGACGCCCAGCUGUACCUCAACUUCUCUAUCGCCAUGGAGAACGACAUACCAGCACUUCCUGAGAGCCGAAGGAAGGAAGACGCGGCAGGUUGA